Molecule: messenger RNA, 1020 nt
Organism: Dictyostelium purpureum
Lineage: Eukaryota; Evosea; Eumycetozoa; Dictyosteliales; Dictyosteliaceae
Exons: 2
Coding region: 1-1020 (339 amino acids)
Molecular function (GO): zinc ion binding; oxidoreductase activity
Source: RefSeq, a predicted model, not a curated record
AUGAAUAAAGUUGCUGUUUUCGAAAAACAAAAUGAAAGCUUAACUAUAAAAACAAUACCAAUACCAGAACCUGGUGAAGGAAUGAUUAGAGUCAAAGUAAUAGCUUGUGGAGUUUGUGCAGGAGAUGAAUUAGCAAAGAACAAUGGAUUUGGAAAUAUUUUAUACCCUAUCAUUCCAGGUCAUGAAUGUAUAGGAGUAGUUGAUAAACUAGGUAUUAAUAUUAAAAAUGAUUUUUCCCAAAAAGAAAUGGUUGGUAUUGGGUGGUAUGGGGGAUUUUCAUGUAAUAAUUGUUUUGAUUGUUUUGAUGAUUUUCCCAAUCUUUGUAAAAAUAAAAAAAUUACAGGGCUCGAGAUAAAUGGUGGUUAUGCUGAGUAUAUAAUUUGUGACGAGAAUGCACUCGUAAAAAUCCCAAGUGGAAUGGAUCCUAUAAAAACAGCACCCCUUUUGUGUGCGGGUGUUACAGUGUACAACUCUUUAAAAAGUUUAAAUUUAAAAAAAGGUGCAAUCAUUGGAAUACAAGGAAUAGGUGGAUUAGGUCAUUUAGGUAUUCAGUAUGGGAAAAAAAUGGGAUAUAAAAUUAUUGCAAUAUCAAGAGGUGAAAAUAAAAAAGAAAUAUCUUUUCAAUUGGGGGCUGAUUAUUAUAUUGAUUCUUUAAAAAAUGGUUAUAUACAAGAUAUAAAAAAAAUAGGUAGAGUGGAGUGUAUAAUGAUAACAUCGCCAUCAAGUGAUUCAAUACAACCAAUGUUAGAAUCUAUAUGUAACAAUGGUAAAUUAUUAUUAUUAUCCAUAUUAGAUAGAGAUAUUAUUGCCAAUUCAGUAACAAUAGUUAAUGAAAAUAAAUCUAUUGUUGGGUGGACAACAGGUGAACCCAAAUCUAUAUUGGAAUCUUUAGAAUUUGCAAAAAACAAUCAUAUCUAUCCAAUUGUAAACGAAUUUACAUUAGAUAAUGCAAAGUUGGCUCAGGAAACAAUUAAUAAAGCUAAUUUUAGAAAUGUUAUUAAAAUAAAUGAAUUCAAAUAA